CGGAGCAGCGGCCCCAUGUUUCUGGACGUGAUCUUCUUUAUACCCACACUGUUCACCUACCUGUUGAUUGGGCUUCUCAUUGUCAUCCUGUGCUUUGUGGUGGUCUAUAUAAGCCACAAGAUCUACGUCUCUGUGUACGACAACCUGCCACUGGCCGACUUGCCUGGAAAUUCGCGUCAACAGCUAAUGGGAUUGCGUCACUCCAACCAUGCGAUGACCAUGCGAGAAUACCUGGAUAGCUCGCUCCGCAACCCGCGCUCCAAUCAGCCGAGCUUGCGCUCCGUUUGGAUCCAGAACAGGUCCCAGAUCCUGGAGUCCUCCUCGGUCCUGCGGAUAGUUCUGUCGCUGGAGCCUUGCUAUCUGGUCAGCGCGGAGUUCGAUGUGAGUUCCAGUCGAAGGGCCGUUAGUUUCAUGUGCAACUGCCGGGAAGAGCCCGUAUGUGCUGCCACAGAACCUCGACCCUCGGGAUCCGUACACAUUGUUCGGUACUUUGACCACCUCUCCAAGAUCCCGCGCCUCAAAGUCAUGCUCAAGUGCAAUCAAAGGCGGCCGGAACAUAGGCCCGAUAGCCGGACGCAGCUGACCCUGAACGACGUGAUCCUGGAGGCCAGGGAUGCCCAGGAAGCCCCAAGUGCCCAGUGUACGGAUAACGCUGCCGCCUGCAGGCCUGUUAGCACGAGACGAAACUCCCGGCAACCGGAUUAGGGGUGUGGCUAUUGGAUAGGGGGUUAUGGGUCAUCUAAAACUGGCUGCUGUAAUGUGGUAUAUAACUCGUUUUAUUAAAUUGUAUACAAAGAUCAA
Drosophila rhopaloa is the source of this 801-nucleotide messenger RNA. RefSeq lists its product as uncharacterized. The transcript has 2 exons. Bases 16 to 705 code for a protein of 229 amino acids. Lineage: Eukaryota; Metazoa; Arthropoda; Insecta; Diptera; Drosophilidae. The record is from RefSeq and is a predicted model, not a curated record.